Theileria equi strain WA is the source of this 1062-nucleotide messenger RNA. RefSeq lists its product as hypothetical. NCBI's taxonomy places the organism in Eukaryota, Apicomplexa, Aconoidasida, Piroplasmida, Theileriidae. Bases 1 to 1062 code for a protein of 353 amino acids. The transcript has 2 exons. The record is from RefSeq and is a predicted model, not a curated record.
AUGGACAAUGACGAAAUCUACAAAAGCAUAAACAAGAUGAGCACGAAAUUGGCCAAGAUAGAAAAUGAGAUUAAGCUUAAAACCUUAAAGUUGAGCAAGAUUAAUCGUGAAAACAUGGACAAGGUGAAUGGGAUAAAGAGCAAACUUGACGAUGAGAUUAGUACCAAGGAUCUUCAGAUUCGCACCCUAAUCAAACAGCUUGACGAGUUGCAUACUGCACUUGCGAUAUCGCACCAAAGGGAACUAGAAAUGGCGAGUAAGAUUCCAGGCAGUGAGACAAGGGCUCACUUGAGCAGGCUGUCUAGCACAUCUAACUAUGGCUCUCUUGUUGUAAGGAGAGGGGUAGGAGAUUAUCUUACAGAGUUUGGCAAAACAGCUCAUAUCCCUUCAAAUUCGAUGGAAUCCCUCAAUUCUGAAAGUUGCACAGUCAAGAGCGAUAAGUCCAAAAGUCAGCACGGAACGGACAAGGAGUACCCAUGUAGACGGGGAAUGUGCACUGAAGAAUACAGGGAUGAGAGAGCAGACAGCGAGUACAUGAGCAGCAAGAAUAGCACGAUUGGGAGACUCGGAGCCGGAAGGACCAGGCUUGCUGAAGAUAUGGGUCUUUCACAAUACAGUGGCUCAGUCAGAGUCAUUAGGAACUACCCAAUCAAGCCAAAGAACUCAAUUGAGACCAAAGCAUGGCCCAAAUUCUUGCCCCGUGCAAGUACAUCGCUAGAGGUUAACGCCAGACAAGUCGCCAGAACGCAGGCUCAGGUUUGUUUUCUCCCGUUAUCCACGACCCCUCAGGCCGACCUACCGCAACAACGAUGCCCAAACUCGAGGAACAUGCGCAUUCCUUCUGGAGUUCCGCAGCUAGUGACGCCCACUGUUGACAGCUUUGGCAACGUCUCAAACGCCAACGCCGGAAGGGUGGCACCUGAGGUCCCCCGGAACCACGAGGCGGAAAAGAGGAUAAGCGGUCUUGAGCGCGAGCUCAUAGAGACCAAAAUCGCACUGGCGACCAGCGAGACGAUGAAGGAUUUGGAAAUUUCAAACCUUGUGAGAGCCAAGGACCAAUAA